GAAAUCUAUGAACCAGAAACUUACAAAAUUGGGUGCGUAGACUUUUGCUAUCCAGCUCUGAGAAUGCGGUGCGAUUGUUAGGUAUACCUCAUAAUAUGUGACCUCUGAGCAUAUAUGAAGCCCGUGUGUGGAGGCUCUGACGCGGGAUGAUGAAGCCAAAGCACAGUGGCCGCAUUGUUGGGCCAAUCCGCAUAACUUUGUUCCUCAAAUCGCUAUUUUUUUUCUUGAGCAGAUUUAGCAGAUUACGGCUCGCCAUCCCUCGGGGUGGGGGGGGUGAAACAUGUGCGGUACCGUGAGCAAUGGGGGGAGGGAGAGGAUGCAGUCAGACUCAAUCCAAAGCAAAAAUAGCUAUAAAAAAAUAUUUUUUUUUUUAUCCACCUGAAAAUUCCUUUCUAAGUGGUUCAAUAGAACACAAGUAUAACAUUACUAACAUUAUUGAAUGUUUUCUUUCACAAAUAGGACUUUCUUGAUGACAGAGUAUCUAUGGCUGGUAUCGGCAUCCUCUGCGAGUACCGAUACCUUCGAAUGGGUUUCUCGUCCCAAUCGGUAAGACAAGUCUUCACUUUCAUGAAAACUCAAAGCCACUUUGAGUCUUGCCUUAUGAAACGUUCAGCAGCCCAGAACACGUUGUAGAAGCUCAGAGUCACAAAGGGCACUUUACACAAGUCUUGGAGGAAUGCAAUCAAAUCCCAAACAUCCCUCCCUCGACCACUCCAGGACUGUAUCCCCAACAUUACAUCACGCUCCACCACUGUGCAGGCUGAAUGGGGGGGAAAAAAAACGUGUCGUGCUGUAAUCUGCAGUGACGCCACUAAUCCCCACGCUACAAAAGUCACAGCUCGUUGCCCCCGUCCUUCACACGGACGGCUGACGCUUCACUUUCGCCUCGAAACAGGUAGGCCUCCUCCUCAUCUUGUGGGAUUUGGAUUUUUAUACUAAAUUUGAUUUACAUUUCCUCACUUGUUGAAUAUUCUAUUUGUUUGCUCAGCAAAAUGACUUGCCACAAAUAAUGUAUCGCUGUUCAUCUAUCUAUGGCAGCGACGUGAGGUGACAGGCAGAGCAAUUACAUGCUCGUCCCCUAGAUGGCAGAAGAGAGCACCCUUUUUGAAUGUGAUGCUUUUCUUUUGAAUUCAGAAGUGAGCAUUUUGAUUUGAUGUUUUGAAUUAAAUGUAAUACAAAAAAUAAGCAAAAAUAAAUAGAUAAAAGCUACAUUUUAUUCUAUUUCGAUUGUAUUCUAUUUUAUUUUUCAUUAAAUACUUCCAUGAACUGAGUCCAUAAAUGUCUUCUUUAAAAUAUUGUAGAAAAAAACAAAUGCAAUUUUUUUCUCGCCCAUUUUAAUCUUAAGGGUAGUUUAUGAAUGUAUUUUCUUUUUUUUGCUCUUGUGUUAUUAUUUCUAUUGCUAUUGUUCCCCGGCCCGAUUGUGCAGAAUCCAAAUCGUGCUGCUUAUAUAAGAGUUGACCUUAAAUCUGCCAGAUAAAUAAUGCAAGAGCUAAAUUUAGCAUCAUACAUCAAAAUCAUCAUCAGGCCAGGGCAGCAGUGGCAUUAAGCUAGAUUCAUUCCAUUCAAUUGUUUAUGUUAAACACAAAUUUACUACAUUAAGAUGUAAUUCAUUUCAAUCUAAAAUGAUAAACCCGCCUCGAUGACACAUUGUAUAAACUUCUUGUUAAAUACUUCAAACAUGAGGCACUUUACUUAAUUGGUUUUGUCAUGCGUGUUUUUUCAGACUGACGAUCCAAAGUGUGACGCUCAGCGGACAUGGCUGUUGUUAGUGGAACUUACCGCAUGGUGUCCGAGGAGGAGCAGGCUCUCCGGGCCAAGCUGGAGCGCCUCACCGUCAAGGACCACGGGCCGGUUUUUGGACCUUGCCCCAGUGUGCCGGACCACACCCGGCAGAAGGCCAAAGACGAGUUGCAAGAGACGGACGACAAGCGCGUGUCUGCGGUCAAGGAGUUGCGGGGGAUGAUCAAGGAGAAGGCCGACGCGGGAGACGAGCUAGCCAAGGGCGUGCAGGACACUUUCGGGGAGAAGCCCGACAGCCUGCUGGUUCGCUUCAUCCGGGCCAGGAAAUACGACGUUCCCAGAUCCUUUGAGCUCAUGAAGGGUUACGUGCGCUUCAGGAAGGAGUACCCUGAGCUGUUUGAGAACCUGACGCCCGAAGCGGUACGCAGCACCAUCGAAGCGGGCUACCCGGGCAUCCUCCAGAGCCGAGACAAGUACGGCCGCGUGGUUCUGCUUUUCAACAUCGAGAACUGGGACUACGAGGAGAUCACCUUCGACGAGAUCCUGCGGGCCUACUGCGUGAUCCUGGAGAAGCUUCUGGAGAACGAGGAGACCCAGAUCAACGGCUUCUGCAUCAUCGAGAACUUUAAAGGCUUCACCAUGCAGCAGGCGUCGGGCAUCAAGCCCACCGAGCUCAAGAAGAUGGUGGACAUGUUGCAGGACUCGUUCCCAGCUCGUUUCAAAGCCGUGCACUUCAUCCACCAGCCGUGGUACUUCACCACCACCUACAACGUGGUCAAGCCCCUCAUGAAGAGCAAGCUACUGGAGAGGGUGUUUGUGCACGGAGAUGAGCUGGAAAACUACUACAAGGAGUUUGACGCCGACAUCCUCCCCGCCGAGUUUGACGGGAAAGCGGCCAAAUACGACGGCAAAGCCACGGCGGCCAAGUUGUUUGACUAAAAGCCAGAGCCUCGUUUACAUGCCAAUGAAUGCUGAGAUGCUAAUUGUGUUGUUUUUGGGGGGGGGGUCCAGAUAAAGCCCACAAAUCACCCACAAAAUGCUUGUUUCAAACCAAAAUGGCCGACUUUUCAAUUUGGGCCAUGAGUCCUUAUUUGUGCAUCCAAUCAACUCAAUUUUGUGUCGAUUGGGACAAAAAGGUGUCAGGUCAGGUUUUUCCUCCCCAAAUGCUGCAGAGGGCGCUAUUGAAUCAACGUACCAUUCAUGAUUUAUAUCUUGGAAGUCUGUGUUAUACUACUCAACCGCAGAUUGGGAAGGUCCUUGUAACUUGUUGGGCUUUGUUGGGACCCCGGUGAGGCUCCAAACAAAUAAUUUUAAAAACAGUCUGUCCCCCAUCUGUCCUUUUUGUGCCUAAUGUUCUCCAUUGAAAUGUUACCCAUUGUGCUACCUGUUGUACCAACACUGUCAAUUGAUUGUACAAUAAAGUGUAUAUACACGUGAA
This is a messenger RNA of Syngnathus typhle (broad-nosed pipefish), 3178 nucleotides long. It is a transcript of the gene rlbp1b, whose product is annotated as retinaldehyde binding protein 1b. Gene Ontology annotation, cellular component: membrane. Bases 1756 to 2679 code for a protein of 307 amino acids. Gene Ontology annotation, molecular function: phosphatidylinositol bisphosphate binding. The record is from RefSeq and is a predicted model, not a curated record. Lineage: Eukaryota; Metazoa; Chordata; Actinopteri; Syngnathiformes; Syngnathidae. The transcript is spliced from 7 exons.